AUGAAUUAAUAUAAUCUUGGGAAGGGCAAAUAAUAAAAGUAAUUUCAUUUGAUCUUGUCUCCUCUUAAACUUGAACAAUCUUUACGUAUGAAGAAUAAUUAUUUGGAGAAUUCAUUAUAUUAUUAACAUACAACUCCUAGAACAAUACUGCCAUAAUUUACACCUUAAAAAAAAAAAGCUUAAAUAAGUUUUCAAGAAUCAAAGAAUUCUCCACAAUCGUAAUUGGUCACAUCAUUUAAAGUAAGACCCAGAAAUUUUCAUUAAGAAAAAGUACAAUUUUAAAGCAAUUUGAGUAACUCAUUUAUUUAGAAUUAGUAAAGGUUCAAUCAAGAUUAAUUCCUGAUGAUAAUUUUAAAUUCAAAGCAAAAUAUGCAGCUAGAUCAAGAAAGGGAGUUUAAGGAGGAAAUGCUACUAAAGUGAAUUAGGAUGCAUUUAUAUGCUGUGCAAAAAUAGAAAAUAAUGAAUGUAUUCAUCUAUUUGCAAUAUGUGAUGGACAUGGUGAAAAUGGACAUUUUGUGAGUGGAUUUAUAAAAGCUCAUCUUCCAACAUUAGUAUCUAAAAAUAAAAUGAUAUUAGAGAGAAGGUAUAUAAUAAAAUAUAAUAUUAGUUCUUCAUAAGGAUUAAUGAUCAUAAUUUAAGGGCUUUCUGAUUUGUUACAAAAGAGUAAUAUCGAUAUUUCUUUUUCAGGAUCAACUUUAGUGAUAGUUUAUCUUUAAAAUAAUAAAGUAAUUAUAGUAUUAAAAAAUAUUAGCUAUAUUGUGCAAAUUUGGGAGAUUCGAGAGCAGUUCUAUUAAGUAGAGAUGAUAAAUGGAAAAUGAAACCAUUAUCAAGAGAUCAUAAACCAAGUUGUAAAGAUGAAGCUGAUCGAAUCUUAGCUAAUGGAGGAAGGAUUGAUCCACUUAUGAAUAAUUUAGGAUUAUUUGUUGGUCCAUUAAGAGUGUGGACUAAUUAGAAUGUACCAGGUCUAGCUAUGACUAGAUCACUUGGUGAUGAAAUAGCACAUUCAGUAGGUGUUAGUGAUAAACCUGAAAUACUGUAAUUUGAUUUAGAGAAGAGUGAUAAAGUAAUCAUAUUGGGAAGUGAUGGAUUAUUUGAAUUUCUUAAUGAUGAAUAAAUUGUCAAUUGCAUAACUCCUUAUUAUGAUAGUUCUAAUAUUGAAGGAGCUUGUAAUCAAUUAAUGUUGGCUGCUUGCAAUAGUUGGAUGUAAAAAUGCAAUAACCUUAUUGAUGACAUUACUUUCAUAGUAUUAUUCUUAACUUAUUGA
Paramecium sonneborni is the source of this 1264-nucleotide messenger RNA. Lineage: Eukaryota; Ciliophora; Oligohymenophorea; Peniculida; Parameciidae. The record is from the annotation of a GenBank genome assembly.